AUGCAUUGGGCCGACAAUCGCGUCACCACCGAACAGGAAGACAUUGUGUACUGCCUUUUUGGACUUCUGGGUGUAACCAUGCAGAUCAACUAUGGCGAAGGGAAGGAAAAAGCAUGGAGAAGACUUCAAACGGAAGUAGAGGCAACUAGCAGCACACCUUCCAUCAUUCCAUUUUCCCGCAACGAGCAUUUUUUCGGACGAGAGUCUCAGCUUGCCGCUCUACAGGCAAAUUUGUUUAGCAAAGACUAUACUACUACUACUAUGACUAGAUUGGCUAUAGUAGGACCUAGCGGAACAGGCAAAUCACAGCUGGCGCUAGAACUUGCAUACAGAGUAAGAGAGGAGAUCAUGACUUGGUCAGUGUUUUGGUUGAAUGCAAGCAACGUGGACAGUCUCGAACGGUCGUAUGAGAGCAUUGCCCAAAGGCUCGAUAUUCCUGGAUGGGACGAUGAAAAGGCAGACGCAAAGCAGCUUGUAAAACUUCAUCUCGAAAAAGAGGACACAGCACAUUGCUUGCUGAUUUUUGACAACCUAGAAGACAUCACGCUACGAGCUAGUAGAACUUCGUCGGCAGAGGAAGUAGGUUUGACUGCCUACCUACCUCAAUCCACGCGAUGCUCUGUCGUGUUCACAACAACUGAAAGCAGUCUAGCUGAGCGAAUGGCGUCGCAUGCGCUUAUAGAGCUGCAGGAGCUGACACCAGAUGUCGCUAAGGAGAUGUUGAAGAACUACUUGAAUAGAGACAAAGAAUUUGAUUCAACUGAGGAGCAGCAAGCAAGGCUUUUGCUACAAGAGCUUUCACAUCUUCCGCUAGCGAUUGUCCAAGCAGCAGCUUAUAUCAAUGUCACGGCUGUAUCGCUUGAGGGUUACCAAUCAAAAUUGGAGACGCAUAACGACUACGAUGUCAAGCAAGAUAGCGGACCAUCAAGGGACAGACUACAGAGGUGGAGAGUAAAUGAUCCUGUGGCUACCACGCUAUUCAUCUCCCUCGACGAGAUCCGCCGUAGUCAUGCGCUUGCAGCAGACUAUUUGUUACUUGCAGCCUGCGUAGCCUCCAAGGAUAUCCCGUUUGAAUUCUUCAAAGACGAAAACAUUCGAGAACGAGAAAAUGCUGUACAUGUACUCAGUAAAUACGGCCUAGUCACUCGACGGCCCGAAGACUCUGCAUUGGACUUGCACCGACUGGUUCAUUUUGCAUUGCAAGAGUGGCUUCAGCAGCGGAAUCAGCUUCAGCAGCAGAUCGAAUAUGCCAUCACACAGCUACUUCGGGUCUUCCCAGACAGCAGUCAUCAGAAUAGGAGUAAGUGGAGACGACUGUUUCCGCAUACUAAGUACGCUCUGUCGUACAGGUCUCCUGAAGCAGAAAAUGGCGAACAGUCAGAUCUGGCAUGGAGAUACGCAAUGACGUUUUACAGUGACGGACAGUAUAAUAAAGCGGAAGAGCUUUUUACGCAAGUGAUGGAGACGAGAAAGAGGAUACUCGGGGGCGAGCAUCCUUUUACGCUAGCUUGUAUAGCGAACCUAGCAACAGCAUACAGGGAUCAACAACGGUGGAAGGAGGCUGAAGAGCUAGAGGCAAAAGUGUUAGAGAUAACAAAGAAGGUACUCGGGGACGAGCAUCCUGAUAUGCUGACUAGUAUGGCGAACCUAGCAGCAAUGUAUAGUAAUCAACAACGGUGGAAGGAGGCCGAAAAUCUAGAGGUGCAAGCAGUAGAGACAGCAAAGAGGAUACUUGGGGACGAGCAUCCUCAAACACUGACUUGCACGAGUAAUCUUGCCAUGACCUUUUGGUUACAAGGACGCCACGAAGAGGCCAUCCCUCUUGUACAGAGAUGCUUCCAACUGCGUGAACGAGCCCUUGGUGCGCACCAUCCGGAUACAAAAUUGGCAUUGAAUUGGUUAAACCAGCGCCGGGCAGAGAGCGCAGAGAAGCACGUUUAG
This is a messenger RNA of Bipolaris sorokiniana ND90Pr, 1941 nucleotides long. RefSeq lists its product as uncharacterized. Lineage: Eukaryota; Fungi; Ascomycota; Dothideomycetes; Pleosporales; Pleosporaceae. Gene Ontology annotation, molecular function: protein binding; ATP hydrolysis activity; ADP binding. The record is from RefSeq and is a predicted model, not a curated record. The coding region runs from base 1 to 1941 and encodes 646 amino acids. The transcript has a single exon.